This is a messenger RNA of Pipistrellus kuhlii (Kuhl's pipistrelle), 1091 nucleotides long. RefSeq names its product asialoglycoprotein receptor 2 (gene ASGR2). NCBI's taxonomy places the organism in Eukaryota, Metazoa, Chordata, Mammalia, Chiroptera, Vespertilionidae. Bases 101 to 1009 code for a protein of 302 amino acids. The record is from RefSeq and is a predicted model, not a curated record. Gene Ontology annotation, molecular function: signaling receptor activity. The transcript has 8 exons.
AGCCUCCACGGGAAUUAGCACCGACGUCCGCCCCGAACCAGCCCCAGCCCUGAGAGCAGCCUCCGCUCAGCCCCGGGUGCAGCGCGGCCCUGGACCCGGCAUGGAGAAGGACUUCCCCGACACCCAGCAGCUGGACCCCGAGGAGAAUGAGCACCAGCUGGACUGGGGUGAGGGGCCAGGCAGGCGUGGAAACAGGCCCAGGGGAGCAGAGGCAUUUUGGAAAGGAGCGCCCCCUCCCCAGCCCUCGCUGCUGCGUAGGCUCAGCUCCAGCCUCUGGCUCAGCCUGCUGGUCCUGGGCUUCAACGUGCUGCUGCUGGUGGCCGUGGGCGUGAUCGGGUCCCAGAGAGCCCAGAUGCAGAGGGAGUUUUGGGCCCUAAAGGAUGCUUUCAGCAACUUCUCGGCCAGCACCCUCACGGAGAUCCGGACGCUCGGCUUCCACGGGGGCAGCACGAGUGACAAAGUGACAUCCCUGGAAGCCAAGCUGGAGAAGCAGCAGCUGGAGCUGAGAGCAGAUCACGCCACCCUGCUCUUCCACCUGAAGCACUUCCCCGCGGACGUGCGCAUCCUGUCCUGCCAGAUGGCCUUCCUGCGGAGCAAUGGCACGGAGUGCUGCCCCAUCGGCUGGCUGGAGCACGCCGGCAGCUGCUACUGGUUUUCUCGCUCCGGAUCGAGCUGGCCGGAGGCGCAGAAGUACUGCCAGCUGGAGAACGCCCACCUGGUGGCCAUCAACUCCAGAGAGGAGCAGAAAUUCGUCGCUCAGCACUCGAGCCCCUUUUACACCUGGAUAGGUCUCACGGAGAGCGAUGGCUCCUGGAAGUGGGUGGACGGCACAGACUAUGGCAAAAGCUACAAGAACUGGGCCUUCGGUGAACCCAACGACUGGCAGGGGCACGAGGAGGGCGGAAGUGAAGACUGCGCCGCGGUCCGGGAGGACGGGCGCUGGAACGACGACUUCUGCCUGCAGCUGCACCGCUGGGCGUGCGAGAUGGCGCGCAACAGCACGGGCUAGGAGCCGGCCCCGCAGACCUUCACCCCCACCCCACCCCCACCCUCUCCCCGCUUCUCUACGGGGAUUUGGAAGGAAGGAAAGA